UCGGCCGCGCUUUCCGGGGGACGGCGGCGCUGCGGCGCUGCCAUGGCCGCGUCCCCUGCCCGGCGGCGCCGCUGGGAACGGGAGCAGGCCCGGCUGAAGGCCAGCGUGGUGGAGGAGGACACCGAGCAGUGGCAGAAGGAUCCGCAUUUCUCCGGGCUGCAGAGAGUGGGAGGUGUGGAUUUAUCCUACAUCAAGGGGGACGAGAGCCGUGCCUGCGCCUCCCUGGUCGUGCUCAGCUUCCCGGCUCUCGAGGUGCUGUACCAGGAUUGCCGCAUGGUGGCCGUCACUGCCCCGUACGUGGCCGGGUUCCUGGCCUUCCGAGAGGUGCCUGUCCUGGUGGAAGCUGUCCAGAGACUUCAGCAGGAGGAGCCCCAGCUCCAGCCUCAGGUGCUUCUGGUAGAUGGGAAUGGCCUGCUCCAUCCCAGAGGAUUUGGCACAGCCUGUCACCUCGGAGUCCUGACAGACCUGCCGUGCAUUGGCGUGGCCAAGAACCUCCUGCACGUGGAUGGCUUGGUCAGGGAUGAGCUGCACAGGGAGCAGGUUCGCUCCCUGCAGAGGUCAGGAGAGACAUUCCCGCUGACUGGCACCUCAGGCAAGGUCCUGGGCAUGGUGCUGAGGAGCUGCAGCAGCAGCUCCAGGCCCCUGUACGUGUCCGUGGGCCACCGGGUGAGUCUGGGCACGGCCGUGCGCCUGGUCAGGGCCUGCUGCCGCUUCCGCAUCCCAGCGCCCAUCCGUCACUCUACUGUUGGUGGCUCCACAGCCCAGAGCCAGGAGUGA
Ficedula albicollis (Collared flycatcher) is the source of this 777-nucleotide messenger RNA. It is a transcript of the gene ENDOV, whose product is annotated as endonuclease V. The transcript is spliced from 8 exons. Lineage: Eukaryota; Metazoa; Chordata; Aves; Passeriformes; Muscicapidae. Gene Ontology annotation, cellular component: nucleolus; cytoplasm. Gene Ontology annotation, biological process: DNA repair. The record is from RefSeq and is a predicted model, not a curated record. Gene Ontology annotation, molecular function: RNA endonuclease activity producing 5'-phosphomonoesters, hydrolytic mechanism; single-stranded RNA binding. Bases 43 to 777 code for a protein of 244 amino acids.